This is a messenger RNA of Propithecus coquereli (Coquerel's sifaka), 2523 nucleotides long. It is a transcript of the gene SURF4, whose product is annotated as surfeit 4. The transcript has 5 exons. NCBI's taxonomy places the organism in Eukaryota, Metazoa, Chordata, Mammalia, Primates, Indriidae. Gene Ontology annotation, cellular component: membrane; endoplasmic reticulum-Golgi intermediate compartment; endoplasmic reticulum. Gene Ontology annotation, biological process: Golgi organization. The record is from RefSeq and is a predicted model, not a curated record. The coding region runs from base 120 to 800 and encodes 226 amino acids.
CACAGCCGCCUGACCCCCAGGUUUCUGUGGCCCUGCAGUUCCUGCGAGUCACAAAGCAGUACCUGCCCCACGUGGCGCGCCUCUGCCUGAUCAGCACCUUCCUGGAGGACGGCAUCCGCAUGUGGUUCCAGUGGGGCGAGCAGCGCGACUACAUCGACACCACCUGGAGCUGCGGCUACCUGCUCGCCUCGUCCUUCGUGUUCCUCAACCUGCUCGGACAGCUGACCGGCUGCGUCCUGGUGCUGAGCAGGAACUUCGUGCAGUACGCCUGCUUCGGGCUGUUCGGCAUCAUAGCGCUGCAGACGAUCGCCUACAGCAUUUUAUGGGACUUGAAGUUCUUGAUGAGGAACCUGGCCCUGGGAGGAGGCUUGCUGCUGCUCCUGGCGGAGUCCCGUUCUGAAGGGAAGAGCAUGUUCGCGGGUGUCCCCACCAUGCGCGAGAGCUCCCCCAAGCAGUACAUGCAGCUCGGAGGCAGGGUCCUGCUGGUUCUGAUGUUCAUGACGCUCCUUCACUUGGACGCCAGCUUCUUCUCUAUCGUGCAGAACAUCGUGGGCACGGCGCUGAUGAUUUUGGUGGCCGUCGGUUUUAAAACCAAGCUGGCGGCUUUGACACUCGUGGUCUGGCUGUUCGCCAUCAACGUGUACUUCAACGCCUUCUGGACCAUUCCCGUCUACAAGCCCAUGCACGACUUCCUCAAGUACGACUUCUUCCAGACCAUGUCGGUCAUCGGGGGCUUGCUGCUGGUGGUGGCUCUGGGCCCCGGGGGCGUCUCCAUGGAUGAGAAGAAGAAGGAGUGGUAACAGCCAGAGGUCCCCACCCUGCCCAGCUAGGGCCGUGGCCACCAAGGACUGGUGUGGGCGGAUGCAACCAAACUGCCAGCAUUUAGGUAUCCUCUUCCCUCCCUCCCUGGCAAGGGCACAGAUGUUCUGAGAACUUUAUUUGCAGAGACACCUGGAAAUUGACGGCUGAAUCUGCUCGGGAGCCACGCUCUGGUGUCUGUUUCGUGCUGGCCAGCCGGACAGUCGGUCCCCGCCACGGCACAGCCUCUGGAGUGAGCAGCUGGGCUGGUUAUGGCCUCAGUCCCGAUUUUGAUUUUUUUUUCCUGGGGGAGGGGUCCUCAAGCUGUACUGUGAGCAGACACAUUUGUACAUCAUUCAAAUCAGUCUCCCUCUUUUUUUUUUAAGUUUACAUUUUUAGUUCAAACUACUAAACGAUUUUGGAUGGUUCGGCCAAAUACCACAGUUAAACUCCUUGGUUAAAAUCGUAGCAGUGGCUUCAACGUUGUUUCUGCCCCUGCGCUGUAAUACUUUCUAGGAACAGCGAGGACGCAGAGUGGUGCAGCGUCAGGGGUGGUGGGAGCUGCCGUUUGCGGUAGCAGACACCACUGGGAAAGUUGGCUCUGAUCCAAUCGCUGUGUUCCGUUGGUAACACCCUGGGAGCUUCAGCGGCUUCAGGCAGGGAUGAGGGGUGGCAAGUCCUUGGGGAAGCGGCGGCUCUGGGUGGUGCUGGCCACCUGGGCCCAGCAGCGAGGCGGGCCCGCCGUGGCCCCGGGCAUCUCACGCUGCCACCUGCGGGCUCGGCCUGUUACCUCACACCGACCUCAGCGUGAGGUCUGGGGCCCAUCCACACACACCACUUUCCCGAGGUUGUCACUUGCUCCAACCUUGCCCACUUGCUACGCUGAAUGCAGCCAAGAUUACUUUUUACGAUUUGUGAUGCCUUACUGAUUUGAUCUUGAUCCUGUAUCUAAAGUUUUCUAACAUUGCCUUACAGCGUGUUCCUCUCUGUGCGGGGGGGCUAAUCGCUUGUUCCCUGCUCAUCUGCGCCGCGGUGAAUGCUGCACGGCAGUCAGGCAUCCCUCUGGGCACAGGCUGGCUGAGGCUACCCUGGCGCUGCCGGGGGCCGGUCCUGACCAGUCUCUGGGCUCACCCUUCUCUCGCCCCUUGGCUUGUAGGGCAGAGGUGAGGCUGCUUCUGCCCCCAGUGCUGUUGGGCACCCACCGGCCCUGCACCUGGACCCAUCACCUCCUCAACCCACCUCGUGGCCCACCCUCAGUCUCCUAGUAUUUAUAAAAUCAAGCAGUGGCUUCAGGACACAGGGGUUCUUUCUUCCUUGGCACUCAGAUGCUCACUGCACAGAGUGGCUUCUAACUGUGUUUCAAACUCAGCAGGGCUAUCUCCUGGCCCACACCCGCCCCCAUGAACGCAGCGUCGCUGUCGGGUAGGGGUGGAGAGUGCAGUCAGCACUAGUUCUGCGGCGGCAGCAGCAGCGCCUCGAUCCCAGGGGUGGUUCUGGGUCCCUGGCCCUGAACGCGCGAGUGCCCAAGACGGGGGAGAUGCCUUUGCCAGCAGGAGGAAAAGUGUGACCUACCAAUUGGUUCUGGCAACACAAUUUCUGAAAAUUUUUUUGCUUUAUGUGGGAAAUAGAUCUAAAUCUCAUUUUAUGCUGUAUUUUAUAUCUUAGUUGUGUUUGAAAACAUUGAUUUUUGGAAACACAUCAAAAUAAAUAAUGGCAUUUGUUGUA